Messenger RNA from Lecanosticta acicola, 3166 nucleotides. Lineage: Eukaryota; Fungi; Ascomycota; Dothideomycetes; Mycosphaerellales; Mycosphaerellaceae. The record is from the annotation of a GenBank genome assembly.
AUGUCUGGCAAUCAGCAACGCGGACGCGGCGGUGGCCGUGGAGGAGGAGACGGCGGCCAGCGUGGAGGCCAGCGAGGCGGCGGAGGCUACCGUGGUGGCCGUGGAGACAGCCAGGCGCGCGGCGGCGGAGGACGGGGAGAUUUUCAGGGAGGUCGCGGAGGUGGCGGCCGAGGCGGCCGUGGAGGGGCGCCAAUGCAAGGACAGGGUGCACAGCUGGCCUUCAGGGGCCCGCCUCCAGGACGUGGGGGAAUCUACAUGUGAGUGAGGACUUCUUCCCUUGAAUUGGAUUGGCUGUUGACAGAUGUCUAGGGAUUCUCAGCAAGUUCCUCAGCCAGACGCGAACGUUCGUGCUGCUGAAGAUGCCUUGGUCAAACACACUCGCGACCAGAUAAUCGACGGCUUCCCGGGACGACGCGGCUACGGAACAAAGGGCAAAUCUAUUGUCCUUCGUACCAAUUAUUUCACCUUGACCACCGCUUUUGAAGCGAAGGAAAGGGAGAAGACUCUCUACCGUUACGAAGUGAAGCAUCGACAAGAUCUGAGCAAGCAAAAGCGUCGCCGUGUUUUUGACCAGAUCAUGAGGCACGAGGUCUUCUCCACCGUGAACUGGGCGACCGACUAUGCCAGUAUACUGGUAACGUCUGCCGAGAUUGAUGUGAGCAAGUUGAUGGAGGGCAAAGACAAGAAUGGGUGGAAGGACGUCACUCUACCUCCAGAGGAGAUCUCAAACGGGAACGGAAGUUCUUCUGGAAGUUCCUCUGGGAACGGCAAUGGCAACGGCAACGGCAACGGCGGCAAUGGCCAGGCGCCCGAAUUCGUCCGUGAAGCCAGACAACGCAACACGUUUGGAUUCAGCGUCGAAUACCAAGGUGGUCAUGACUUGCGCCAGAUCAUCCAGUACUUGCAAAGCCGGUCUGCGGGAGCUGCUUUCAAUGGCGGUGCCGACAUGGUCCAAAUGCUCAACAUCAUCCUCACCAAGGCCCCGAACGAGGCAAAUGCGGUCGCCAACGUUGGACAAAACAACUUCUACCCCUUUCAUGGCCAUCCGGGAGUGGAGCACUACGACCUUGGCGCUGGACUGGAAGCUCUUCGCGGAUAUUUCGCCUCGGUUCGCCCGGCAGUCAAUCGAUUGCUGGUGAACUUGAACGUCACAAGUGGAGCAUUCUACAAGCCGAUGCCGCUCAUCCAGAUGAUGGGGGAAUUCAAUGGCUCGCUCGAUCAGCGCGAAGCGUUCCUGCGCAUGCUGAAAGUCAAGGCCAGGUACAUCAGAGACGGAGAGACAAAACCUUUCAUGAGCAAACAGAAGACUAUUGUUGGCUUUGCAAAGGAACUCCGCCCACCUACCUUCCGGGUUAAGCGCUUUGGAAAUGCCAACGAAGUCAAGUUUCAAUUCGAAGACCGAAACGUCAAACCACCAAAGCGGAAGGAGAUCUCGGUGUUCGACUACUUUCGACAACAUCAUGGUAUCACCUUGAAGAGGCCUGAAAACCCGGUGCUGAACGUUGGUACACGUGCCGAUCCGCAGUACCUGCCUGCCGAACUUUGCGAAGUGUUCCCUGGUCAAGCCUAUCGUCGCCUCCUCAGUGGUGAUCAGACCUCCGAGAUGCUGAGGUUUGCGGCACGUUUCCCCAACCUGAACGCCAUGUCCAUUGCUGGCACUCCCAGCGCACCCGGAAAUGGGCUUAGACUCUUCCGUCUGGCGGAUCCUUCGGGCAAUCCUCAAGCCAACUCUGUACAGCCAUGGGGCUUCACUGUCGGCACGGACAUGAUCACCGUCCCGGGUCGCAUCCUUGCCAGUCCGCAGAUCAGCUACGGAAGCAAAAGCAUUCAACCACGGGGCGGGUCGUGGAAUUCUGCCGAUGUCAAGUUCAGCAAGCCUGGCAAGUUCAACAGAUGGCAGGUCCUCGUCAUCAACCGUCAAGGUCGCAAUGCUCUCCAGGCUCCACCGGAACCUCUUAUCGGCAAUUUCGAAGGCUUUCUGAAGAACUACGGCAUCAGCAUGGGCCAACGUGGGCCAACUCAGACCCUCAACUUGGACGCGCUCACCGUACCCAACCGCGCAAGCAAUGAUCGACAACUGAACGCGACAUUUGCCAAAGCCAAAGAAAACCGCGUUGACAUUUUUCUCGUCAUCAUUCCGGAGCAGGACAAAUGGCUCUAUGCCCGCAUCAAAUACUUCGGGGAUGUGGAGCACGGCGUCCACACCAUCUGCUCUAUUGGCAGCAAGAUCUCCAAGCCACAGGGACAGGGCAUGUACUUCGGCAAUCUCGCUUUGAAGUUCAACUUGAAGGGUGGCGGUGUGUCGCACACGGUGGCCAACACUGUCACGAAGCCGAUUGACAACAACACCAUGCUUGUCGGUAUUGAUGUCACCCACCCUUCUCCUGGCAGUUCCGAAGGAGCACCCAGCAUCGCCUGUGUUGUCGCCAGCGUCGAUCCACAAAUGUUUCAGUGGCCCGGUUCCAUUCGGACUCAAACGGGACGACAAGAAAUGGUUGCUGCACUGGAAGACAUGGUUCAUGAGCGUUUGGAUGUGUGGCAGAAGAAGAACGGUCGUCUGCCAUCCAAAAUCGUCAUCUACCGUGAUGGUGUUUCCGAAGGCCAGUACAGCACGGUAUUGGAGAAUGAGCUGCCCGCGUUUCAAAAGGCCUUCCAGAAGCGGUACGGCGCAGAGCAGAAGUGGCCAAAGAUUGCGAUCAUCAUCGUCGGCAAGAGGCAUCACACUCGCUUCUACCCCACCCGAAAGGAGGAUGCGGACUACAACCCUCAGAGAGAAAAGGGCUCGUGGAAUCCGCAGCCUGGCACCGUCGUCGACCGCGGCAUCGCGAACAAGGUUCUCCGGGAGUUCUGGCUGCAGGCUCACCAAGGACUCCAGGGCACAGCUCGCCCGGCGCACUACGUUGUCAUUAAAGACGAGCUGUCAUUCGAGGCAGAUGAGAUGGAACAGUUCACGCAUCAUCUCUGCUACCUCUUCAACCGUGCCACGAAAGCAGUCUCGAUCUGCCCACCCGCUUACUACGCCGACCUGCUCUGCGAGCGUGGCCGUGCGUACCUCUUCAGUACCCUGGCAGAGAGCCAAACCAGUGACUCUUCCGCGUUCGACGCCAACACCGAAUGGUCCGGCAACGUCCACCCUCGCCUGGGACAGGUCACUUGGUACGUCUAA